AUGAACACCUUAAGUUCAACUUCUCUCUGCAAUCACCAAAUUUCAAGAUUUCCUUUUACUGUUUCAAACCCGAGAAACAUAUCUCCAUUUCCCAGCAGAGUCUUCUUCAAACUAUAUGCCAAUGCCAAUACCAAUGAGUUAGAUACACAGGCACAGGCAGUGGAGGAGCCAAAACAAGAGCUAGAAGCUGAUCCAAAGGAAGCAGGCAAGGCCUCCCCUGCUUCUCCACUUGACAAGGACCUCAAAAAGGUUGUUCAGAAGACUGCUGCAACCUUUGCACCAAGGGCUUCCACAGCUUCCAAAAACCCUGCUGUGCCUGGCAGUACUCUGUACACUGUUUUUGAGGUUCAAGCCUAUGCCUCCAUGCUGCUUGGUGGAGUUCUGUCUUUUAAUCUCAUAUUCCCAUCAAAUGAACCAGACAUAUGGAGAUUGAUGGGCAUGUGGUCCAUUUGGAUGUUUACGAUUCCUUCACUGCGUGCACGAGACUGCUCAAAAAAUGAGAAAGAAGCUCUAAACUAUCUCUUUCUUCUCGUCCCUUUACUUAAUGUGACAAUCCCAUUCUUUUGGAAGUCCUUUGCGGUUGUUUGGUCCGCCGACACCGUAGCCUUCUUCGCCAUGUAUGCAUGGAAGAAGCAUAUAUUCUGUUUCUACAGCUUGGUUGGCUACAAAGAAAAAGCUAGGAAUCCAAAUCGCUUCAUUUCUUCAAAUGAAAUGAUAGGCACAUGA
This is a messenger RNA of Prunus armeniaca (apricot), 726 nucleotides long. Lineage: Eukaryota; Viridiplantae; Streptophyta; Magnoliopsida; Rosales; Rosaceae. The record is from the annotation of a GenBank genome assembly.